GAAAGUGCGAUGUCUUCUCCCAGCGCCUCCUCCAACCCUCUGAGCUCUCUGGCGCCCAAAAGGAAGACCAAGAAGAAACACUUUGUGCAGCAGAAGGUGGAGGUUUUCCGAGCCAGUGACCCCGUGCUGAGCGUGCUGAUGUGGGGAGUCAAUCACUCGAUUAAUGACCUGAGCCAGGUGCCUGUACCCGUCAUGCUGCUCCCAGACGACUUCAAAGCCAGCACUAAGAUCAAAGUCAACAACCACCUCUUCAACAAAGAGAAUCUUCCAGGACAGUUCAAAUUCAAAGACUACUGUCCACAGGUGUUCAGAAACCUACGAGAGCGCUUUGGCAUCGAGGACCAAGAUUACCAGGUUUCUUUGGCCCGCAGCUCACCACUCAAAGACGAGGAGGGGAAAUGUGUUGGACUGCUGACAUCAUACGACCGCACUUUGGUUGUGAAAGAAAUUUCCAGUGAGGAGGUAGAAGAAAUGCACAAUAUCCUGUCUGCGUAUCACCAGCACAUUGUCACUUGUCACGGCAGCACGCUGCUCCCUCAGUUCUUGGCCAUGUACAGAGUGACUGUGGAGAGCGAGGACACCUACCUGUUAGUGAUGAGGAACAUGUUCAGCCACAGACUGCACGUACACAGAAAGUACGACCUCAAGGGCUCCCUGGUGUCUCGUGAGGCGAGUUUUAAAGAGAAGGUCAAAGAAUUGCCCACUUACAAGGACGUAGACUUCAGGAAUAACAUGCAAAAAGUUUAUGUGAGCGAUGAGGAGAAAGAGAAGAUAAUGGACAAGCUCAACAGAGAUAUAGAGUUUCUUGUGCGUAUGAGGAUCACAGACUACAGCCUACUGCUAGGGAUUCACGAUGUUGAACGGGCCGAGAGGGAGGAGGAGGAGGAGAUGGUGUCUUCCCUCGAGGAGGAAGAGGAAGAUGAAAGUGACCCGGCCCCUGCUCCGGGCUCCACCUCCCCUGAAGGCAUCGCUGGCUACAUGAACUCCUUCAAACCCCUGGGUCCCGGAGAGUUCGACCCUUACGUGGACGUCUAUGCUAUUCAGAGCGCUGUGGGUGCGCCCCAGAGGGAGGUGUAUUUUAUGGGUCUGAUUGACGUGCUCACGCAGUACGACACCAAGAAGAAAGCCGCUCACGCUGCCAAGGCUGUCAAACACGGGGCAGGAGCUGAAAUCUCAACGGUUCAUCCGGAGCAGUACGCUAAACGUUUCAGAGAGUUUAUUACCAAGAUCUUUGCCUAGUUCAAGGAUUCGCCAACAUUUGUUUAACACUACAUGUCAAAUUAGCACGGAAAAUUUACUAUGUGUUUUUCGAAUACUUCCCCGUCACGUUAUUCUGCGCUGCAAAAUGGACCACACAUUUAUUCUGAAUGAAGAAUUUGCAUACAGGAUGAAGAAUGUCUUCUUGGCGACUCGUUUGCUGUUAAUGCGUUGCUUUUGUUGACACUUAAAGGUUUGGCAGACACUGCUUUCACUUUGGGUGAUGGCCAGGGAUGAAGGAUUUGUGAAAGAAAUCGUUCAAGGUGAUGCAAGUAAACUGCACUGAUAGAAAUGUAUUUUUUUAUAGAGGUCAAAGGUGAAGAUGAUGAGAAAAACAUCACAUUCAUCCAAAGUACACACAAUCUUCCUUCAGUAAGAAAUGCAGGUUGGAAGGAAGAUUUCUGAUUUGUUUUUCAUUUGUUUCCAUUAAUGACAACACUUUAUAAAAGAGAUACGUUGAUGUGAUUGUGCUAAUUGGUCAAAUCUACAUGCCUCUAUUAGGAACAAUAUAAUAUUCAUGUCUUUUCCAGUAUUGAGGUGUGUUUACACUGAUAACACGUCUUAUUGUACAUUCAAAGCAAAUUAAACAUAAACCACACAAUAUGACUGAGCACCACGCCUGAAUACUGAUGU
Messenger RNA from Stegastes partitus (bicolor damselfish), 1890 nucleotides. Its product is annotated as phosphatidylinositol 5-phosphate 4-kinase type-2 gamma-like. Gene Ontology annotation, biological process: phosphatidylinositol phosphate biosynthetic process. Gene Ontology annotation, cellular component: plasma membrane. Lineage: Eukaryota; Metazoa; Chordata; Actinopteri; Pomacentridae. Gene Ontology annotation, molecular function: 1-phosphatidylinositol-4-phosphate 5-kinase activity; 1-phosphatidylinositol-5-phosphate 4-kinase activity. The record is from RefSeq and is a predicted model, not a curated record. The coding region runs from base 10 to 1239 and encodes 409 amino acids. The transcript is spliced from 10 exons.